Molecule: messenger RNA, 897 nt
Organism: Peronospora farinosa
Lineage: Eukaryota; Oomycota; Peronosporomycetes; Peronosporales; Peronosporaceae
Source: the annotation of a GenBank genome assembly
AUGGAGUGGACUAGUGCCGUCAGCUCCUGGAUCGUAGGUGGUAUGAUCGGCAGUCUUUUGACCGGACGUGCCUCCAACAAGUUUGGACGAAAGCCUACCAUGAUGGCAAACUGCCUUUUCAUGCUUGCAGGUGGAGUCGUGCAGGCAUCUUCCAGCACCAUUACUAUAUUCACCGUUGGGCGUGUCUUUGCAGGCAUUGCAGCUGGUGGUUCGACCGAUGUUAUCCCUGGAUUUAUCGGCGAAAUCUGUCCGCCGCACCUCCGGAACAAGUUGGGUGUGUGUUUCCAGAUUUCCAUCACAUUGGGUCAUCUACUUGUUGCGAUCACCUUCUUCUUCGCCAGCACUAGUACUGGUUGGAGGUAUAUCGCAGGAUUCCCUAUUGUACUGGCAUUGCUUUUCUUGGGACUGGCACCUUUUGUUCUCGUGGAAAGCCCCGCGUGGUUGUUGAUGGCAGGUCAGCCGGUGCUUGCCGAGCUAGCGCUGGCUCAUCUCUAUGGUUCGGAGAACGUGCAUUUGAUAAAGACCUGGAUGGACCAGGACGAAGCGGCUCCUAGAGUGGGCAUUGGUAGUGAGUAUGUCAUGCCGAUGCAAGACUUGGCGAUGUCGAUGUCUCCAGAAACACCCAAGCAGCGCAACGUCACCCGACUGUUAUCACCUGCACUCAUUCGGCAGCUACUGGUAGCAAUUGGCGUGGCUGGAACCCAGCAGCUCACGGGUGUUAAUGCUGUCUUCUUUUACUCGUCUGGAAUCUUCAAGCAGGCGGGACUCGCAGACGGCCGCAUCGAUGUCUUGCUAGUCAAUUUUGUGAAUGUCCUACCGUCCUUGUUUUGCGGGUUGCUAGCUGCGCGUGUGGGUAAUCGCAUGCUCAUCUUGUGCGGAUUGGCGGUAAUGUUUUGA